Molecule: messenger RNA, 1796 nt
Organism: Trichoderma virens Gv29-8
Lineage: Eukaryota; Fungi; Ascomycota; Sordariomycetes; Hypocreales; Hypocreaceae
Exons: 3
Biological process (GO): DNA-templated transcription; positive regulation of transcription by RNA polymerase II
Cellular component (GO): nucleus
Molecular function (GO): zinc ion binding; sequence-specific DNA binding
Source: RefSeq, a predicted model, not a curated record
UACAUUGACGAGCUGAUUCAAGAAAACGAACGACUUCGCCGUCGUGUAUCUCAAUUGGGACCACCAAUUGAUACACCAAAUAGAAAUUCCUUGGAAACCAUUCAAGGUGCAGACCUCCAAGCUGCGGCGUCACCGAUACAGGACCCUGAUGUAGCGUCUACGCCUUGGUUCAUUGAUAUGGCUGUCCCCCAUACACCUAUCCUUCUCUCCGAAGCCUCAGAUUCGGCGUUUGCGACGCGCUUCCGCCAGGCAAUGUCUGAUUCUGAACACAGCCAUCUACCUCGAGUAAAUUUUCCAGCGGAUGAUCAACUCCUGGCCUUGAGUGAUGCGGCUUGUGCAUGGCCUAGCCCACCGCAGGCGCGUCUUCUUGUCAAUGCUGCAUUAAGGUGUCUUGGACGUUGGCACCACAUUGUUUGCCGCAGCACGGUCCUUGAGGAGCUCGAGCGGAGCCUACAAAAUCCUGAAUCCAUGGGGGUUCUCCUCCAGAGUAAACUUUGGGUGCUAUUUGCAAUCGGAAAGAUGUAUUCAACGCGAACAUAUGCUACAUGUAAAAGUUUCCCUGGACUGGAGUACUUUGCUAAAUCCACCAAAGUUCUCCGUGUCAUCAGUGAGCGCCCAACCGUUGAAAUGGUAGAGACGUGGCUCCUGCUGUCAUACUAUUCUCUUUGUCUGAAUCGACGACAUUCUGCCUACAGCCUAGCUGGUUUCGCCAUGCGAGUUUCCGUUAUAAUGGGUCUAAAUUUUAACGUCCCCGAGCCUCUUCUUGCUGAUCCUGCAGCGCGUGAGCACAGAAUUCGAGUUUGGUGGACUGCUUAUACAUUCGAUAGAAUGUGGGCAACAAAAUUAGGGUAUCCAGUCGCAAUUCAUGACAGCGAUAUUGACGUAGACCUUCCAUCAAACAAGGUCUUGCACAGCGACUUUGAAGACUGUUCGUAUUCUGUCGCAAUGAUAGGCUUAGCAAGGAUAUCAGGGCGAAUAACUCAUUCAAUAUACGGCAAAAGCUCUCAGCAAGACUCAUUAUCGCAACGAGUCCAUGAUAGCUUAUCGGAUCUCCAUCAAUGGCUCAAAGAUUUACCCUUGACAUUACAGAUGGACUCAGCACGAGACAAUGCAGCAGAUCAAAGGGCAGAAUCCCUGUACCUACUGUUCAACCAGCUUGUGAUACUUGCUACUCGUCCAGUCCUUCUUCAGGUCUUUCGCACACGUAUUAAGAGUGUUGAGAUGGACUCAACUUCGGACAUUCCAGAGUCUGCAAGCGCUCUAUCUGAUGCAUGCAUCCGGUGUGCGCGACACUCAUGCCAAAUCCUUACCGAUUCAUGGAUAAGCGGCACUUUCAUGAUGUUCGACUAUUUUUAUACCCAGUACCUCUUCACCGCAGCAACAGUCUUAGCUAUCUCAAGCUUGCUUGAUGCCAAAGACGGACAAGCUGACAGAGAAUCCUUUGAAAUGGCAGUACAGUUUCUCUCACAGCUGAAGGGUAAUGGCAAUUUUGUGGCUGCCGAGUUCAAGCAACAUGCGGAUGCUAUGGCAGCUCUAUUUGCCCCUGUUGAAACGAAAAUGAAGGCUCAGCACGCAUCUGCCUCGCCAGAACAAGUUACACACAGCGUGAGUGUUAGAAGAAGAGGUCUCGGCCCAACGGCCGUGCCGGGAGAUAUAACGGCAGAUAUGGUGCUAUCUGAACCCUUUUUCCACGAUCUACUCUCUCAGCCAAUGCCCGACCUUGAGUUCAUCAAUGCUUCACUAAGCAUAGAUAGCGCCCAAGGACUCUACUGGCCGAUGAUGGCUUCGAGCAGUGA